This is a messenger RNA of Pectinophora gossypiella (pink bollworm), 1374 nucleotides long. RefSeq names its product lipase 3-like. Bases 1 to 1374 code for a protein of 457 amino acids. Gene Ontology annotation, molecular function: hydrolase activity, acting on ester bonds. The transcript has 2 exons. The record is from RefSeq and is a predicted model, not a curated record. Lineage: Eukaryota; Metazoa; Arthropoda; Insecta; Lepidoptera; Gelechiidae. Gene Ontology annotation, biological process: lipid metabolic process.
AUGCCGGGAACUGGUUGUGCAGAUUUUGCAAUCUUCCGUUCAUUUUUGGUAGUUCCUCAAAUUAUAGAUAUUCUUUGCAAUUCUACAACUGCGUUAGAACCAAAUGCCAGCCCGAAAGUUACUUCUGUCCCAACUGGAAGAAACGAAUUAGUGGAAUUUAUAAACACAGUGCUGAGUGUUGCCAAGCCCAAACUCACUCUUGAAGCCUUAAUUGGAGACAUAUCCCUAGACCAUAUUGCUGAAUACGAAGAAGGUGUCAAAACAGGUGAUCAAGAUUUAAACAUCACUCAACUUUUAAAAAAAUAUGGUUACAAAUCCGAGACGCAUUAUGUGACAACCAGAGAUGGAUAUAUUCUGAAGAUAUUUAGGAUUCCAAGUAACGGUACCAUCGUGUACUUGGAGCAUGGAUUUUUAUCAAAUUCUGAUGAUUGGGUGGUGACAGGACCUGACACUGGGUUAGCGUACUUGCUAGCAGAUGCAGGAUAUGAUGUGUGGAUAGGCAAUGCUCGUGGAAACAAGCACUGUCAACAACAUGUAAGGUUAUCGCCUGAUGAUGAAGCGUUCUGGAACUUCAGUUGGGAUGAAAUAGGAAGAUACGACCUGCCAGCGGUGAUAGACUACAUAUUGGAGUUAAACGAAAAGCCAAAUCUCAUAUAUAUCGGGCAUUCUCAGGGUACAACGGCCUUCUUCGUCCUUUGCUCUGAGUUGCCAGAAUAUAACAAGAAGAUAUCCUUUAUGGUCGCUUUGGCUCCAGUCGCCUGGAUGUCUCACACCACCAGUCCUCUAUUCCAGUAUCUUGCCCCUUUCGCUCAAGAUGACAACUCCAUAAUGCGGAAGGUUUUAGGGCCAUCAAUAUCACAUAACGACCCACUUACAGCCGUGCUUAAAGCUGUUUUCUGCAACGGGAAUAUCAUAAAAAACAUCCUUUGUAACAAUAUAAUGUUUCUCUUCAUGGGAUUCGAUAAUGCCCAGUUGAAUUAUAGAGCUCUGGCUACGAUCAAUAAUCACUCUCCUGGUGGUGCAGCUACUAAGCAACUUGAGCACUUCGCGCAGAGCAUAGAAUCUGGAUAUUUUCGAAGAUUCGAUUAUAAACUGGACAAUGUAGAAAUGUAUGGAUAUAGAGAGCCGCCCCGUUAUGAAGUGGAGAAGAUAACAGUGCCGAUGGCAAUAUUCCAUGCACUUGCGGAUUGGGUGGCUGAUCGGCAAGAUUUGGAGAUACUCAUGGCCAAACUCAGGAAUCAUUUCACGUUCCAUAUUGUACCUUAUGAGAAUUUCGCUCAUCUGGACUUCUUGUACGCACGAGAUGUAGCGAAACUGGUUUAUCGUGAUGUUUUGCAGUUGCUGAAAGGUUUUACCAGUUUUACAGAAAAAUAG